Anopheles arabiensis is the source of this 2298-nucleotide messenger RNA. Its product is annotated as pyrimidine-specific ribonucleoside hydrolase RihA-like. The record is from RefSeq and is a predicted model, not a curated record. The coding region runs from base 633 to 1676 and encodes 347 amino acids. Gene Ontology annotation, molecular function: hydrolase activity, hydrolyzing N-glycosyl compounds. The transcript has 3 exons. NCBI's taxonomy places the organism in Eukaryota, Metazoa, Arthropoda, Insecta, Diptera, Culicidae.
UUUGUUCAACUGUGUGUUACCGAGUGAUAGUGAACAAUAUCAUUAUGAAUUUAUUCACAAAACCACAAAAUGUAUCUGAUUGCUGUAUCAUCAUUUUUCAAAUGAUUUGCAAUUGAGCCGUCUCUGCUAAACUAAUAGAUUCCCUACAAAUCAAUCAAACGUCGUUAACCCGAUUUCUUGCUUGGGCUUUGCAUAAAAUUCCUUCAAAUGACUGAUUCGCCAUACAGUGAGGGUCGGGGUAGAGGCGAGUAAAAAGGCCAACAUCAUCCACCCACUUAGGAAUAUUAUUUAUGACUUGCGAAAAAGAAAACAAAAACAGCAGAAUCCCUGAACAUCCUCUGGCAGCAAAUGAUAGCCAGUAGCUGGGAUUGAGUGUGGUAGUUUGUGUGUCCCAACUCGAAGAGAGCCAUCAUACAAAGCAAAGAUGACCUUUAUGGCAAAGUGGGCGGACGAAAUCAGAGCGGUCGAAUAAAAGGAAUCAAAUUCUUCGGUUCGGUGUGAGUGAAUUCAAAAAAAAGAAAAAAGAAAAGAAAACUGAAGGAUCCAGUCCCAUCAAUAGAGGCACACGGCACAUCAUAGUGGAGGGUGCAUUUACAAUGAGGCCAUCGUGUAAAAUCUGAAUAGGAGAUUAGAUGAGUUCAGCAAUUCGUGCGCUUAUGCUAAUGGUGGCACUGCUGGCUGGGGCAUCGCUGGCGAUCAAAUGCCCGCCGGAGAAUACGCUGGCAGAAGGUGGGCCACGCCGAGUGAUUCUCGAUCUGGACGGAGGUGGCGAUGAUGCUUGGGCACUGGUGAUGCUGUUGUCCAACGAGGCAGAGUACAACAUUUGCGUGCAGGCCGUCACUUGCUCGCACGGCAAUGCUCGCGUGUCGGACGUGCUGGUGAAUGUGUUGCGCAUACUCGAUAGUUUGGAUCGGCUCGAUGUGCCGGUGUACGUUGGAGCCAGUGAGCCACUAAUUACGCCCGGUCCGAACCGAAACACUUCUCACUAUUUCUGGGGCAACAAUGGCUUUGGAGAUGUCGAGUUUGAAGGGGACUUCGCGGUGGACUCGUUGGUGUCGCUGCAUGCAGUGGAGGCGAUGAACGAACUGUUUGAAAAGUAUCCCAACAAGAUCACAUUGCUCGCUGUGGGACCUCUGACGAAUGUAGCGCUGCUGUACAAAAUGUAUCCAGAGACGAGGGAUAAAAUCGGUGACUUGUACAUUCUGGGAGGAAACCGUCAUGGUGUGGGCAAUACGGCACUGGCAGCCGAGUUUAACUUCUUUCGCGACCCAGAAGCAGCCCAUAUUGUUCUGAACAACUCGCCCAAGAUCGUGCGCGUGUUUCCGUGGGAAACGGUCCUGCUGCAGACGUUUACCACCAGAUGGCGCUUCGAGACGUUCAAGCACACGACGAACCCUGCCGUAGAGCUGCUGAACCAGGUGGAAUAUGUAGUGUACGCGCGGGAGGAAAUAUGGACCCCGUGUGAUAUGUAUGUUGCGGCGAUCUUCCUGAAUAGCAGCAUUCUCCGGACGGUGAAGACGUAUCGCGCCGAGGUAGAGCUGACGGGCAGGGUGACCAGAGGAAUGAUGGCCAUACUGCAUCACGUUAAAGACAGCAGUCAGCACAAUGUGGCCGUCAUAGAUGAGAUUGAUACGGAAGAAGUGCAGCGCAUGUUGGUUGCAUUAAACCUCAAGUAGCAGUUGUAACAUUUGUUGUAGCAAGACGCUUCUAGCGACAGGAUACAGCCAUGCAGCGCAAAAGGAAGCAUCCAUUCGUAGCAUUUUUAUGUGCGAUGAAUAAAUUGUAGCAGUUACUAAUUAAAUGAUUUACCAUCCGGAACGGUAGCAUACGAGUGAAUUGUGUAUGCGCUAGUGGAUUCUUUUCAAUUUGUCGCCGCGUUCUACACAACCCAGCAUUCGUUGGAUUAUCACACUGAACGCUUGUUAGCUGGGGGUUUGCAUUUGUUGUUACCUUAUGUCCUGCAGCUACAAAAAUGCACCAUGCUAUCUCGUCGCAUGCGAGCUUACCAUGCGAACACGCGUUAACCACGUAAAUUCUUUCAUAUCAUCGAGGUAUUGUUGGUCACGAAACAAGACCGCGCGCGCAAAAAGCGUAAAUUCAUUUUAUCCUUCAGAAAUGCGAUGAUUUACAACGGCCAGAGCUAGAGCAGGAUGAGUUGAUGGGAUGGGGAAUUUCAUUCGCGCGCGUGUGUGUGUUGUUUGUGUUUAAUAUGCUUAUCUAAAUAUAAAAAUGUCAGAUAUGUAUUAUGAAAUUAAAAUAUCCAACAGGAAGAUGCAUGGAAAUGGUAAUGAAAGGAAA